Eriocheir sinensis (Chinese mitten crab) is the source of this 5216-nucleotide messenger RNA. It is a transcript of the gene Dpm1, whose product is annotated as dolichol-phosphate mannosyltransferase subunit 1-like. Gene Ontology annotation, biological process: protein O-linked glycosylation via mannose; GPI anchor biosynthetic process. The transcript is spliced from 7 exons. Lineage: Eukaryota; Metazoa; Arthropoda; Malacostraca; Decapoda; Varunidae. Gene Ontology annotation, molecular function: dolichyl-phosphate beta-D-mannosyltransferase activity. The coding region runs from base 157 to 882 and encodes 241 amino acids. The record is from RefSeq and is a predicted model, not a curated record. Gene Ontology annotation, cellular component: endoplasmic reticulum membrane.
AAAUGAAGCUGUAUACAUUAAAUUUCAAUACAUAAAAUUAUUUCAUUAGGCCCGUAGUCGCCGGCGCGUGACGUCAUCUGACAACACGGCAGCCACGGUGAAGGCGGCGAGGAGCGGCGCGGAGACUUUCCUACACAAGGAGUGCUAACCUUUGAGAUGGCAGGUAAAGGUGACAAGUACUCAGUUCUGCUGCCAACAUACAAUGAAAAGGACAAUCUGCCUAUCAUUGUCUGGCUCCUCUGCAAAUACUUCGAUGAAAGUGGCUAUUCCUAUGAAAUAAUUAUCAUAGAUGAUGGAUCACCAGAUGGGACUUUGGCUGUGGCCAAAAAGCUGCAAGAAAUAUAUGGAGACAAAAAAAUAGUUCUGCGUCCUCGAGAAAAGAAGCUUGGCCUGGGUACAGCCUACAUUCAUGGUAUUAAACACGCAACAGGCAACUUUGUCAUUAUCAUGGAUGCAGAUCUGUCCCACCAUCCCAAGUUUAUCCCAGAAUUCAUCAAGAAGCAGAAGGAGGGUAACUAUGAUGUAGUGAGUGGAACAAGAUACCAAGGCAGUGGUGGUGUGUAUGGCUGGGACUUGAAGCGCAAAGUAAUCAGCCGAGGAGCCAACUAUGUUACACAAAUACUGCUCAGACCUGGUGCCUCAGACCUCACUGGCUCCUUCAGGCUAUACCGCAAGGAUGUGUUGCAGAAGUUAGUAAAGGCAUGUGUCAGCAAGGGUUAUGUCUUCCAAAUGGAGAUGAUCAUUCGAGCCCGACAGUUCCACUACACCAUUGGCGAGGUGCCCAUCAGCUUUGUAGAUCGAGUGUAUGGGGAGAGUAAGUUGGGCGGGUCUGAGAUUGUGGGCUUCAUCAAAGGCCUCCUCUACCUCUUUGCCACCACCUAAGGUUGACAUUAUGUGAACAGCAAUCUCGAUGCCCACUUGAACAGGUAAUAUUUAGCUCAUUGCAGCUACUACCCCUUGUCCUACUUUUAUAACUACCAGGUCCCUCAUAGUUUAUUUUCUACAAUUUUGGGUUAGAAAUGAAACCAUGUCAAUUUUCUUGUUUGAAAAGGAACAACCAUUGUUAUAGUGUUCUCAUCAAUGAAAUAAUUAAUCAGCAUUAUUGCUUCACUCUCAAUAUUUGGUAUUCUCCACAAGCUACUUUAUUUUAUAAAUCUUUCAAGUCAGUGUAUGAUAUAUCAGCCUUUCACUUCACUUGAAUACAUACUUAAAUAGAGACUUCCCCUCACUAUUAUCUAGUUCUGUUGAGCAGUAAUCAUCUCUUGUUAUUUACUGAUAUACAUUUUAUUUGUUACUCCUUUAACGUGUCUCAAUUUAUUCCCACUUGAAUAUGUAAGCACUUGGUCUUAAAAUAUCAUAUAACAAUAUUUUCUUAUAUAUGCUACUUUUUAUGUAAAGUUUCUUAUGAAGUGUAAGAGCAACUGAAUAUUUUGGAUCUUUACAUGUUAGGGGAUGCAAUAUUAGCUUUCAUUUUAAUAUAUGUAAGGGCCUAAUAAAUUAUUCUUUGUUUACUCCCCUUGCUUUGGGAGGCAGCACAAGAACAGCUGAGUUUUACAAAGUUUUAUCACUUGUGCCACAUAAUUAACAUUAGUGUUGUCACUUUUCAACAUCAAUGUUGGGACCCUACGACUUUACACCUAAUACCUUAUGAAAUAUCUAGAAUGAGGGGCAUGGUUGAGGAAAAAUAAUUAUUUUAUUAUACAUGCUUGUAUAUUUUUAUUCAUAAAUCAUAGGAUCAUUUUGUGCAGUAACAGGAUCUACUAAUAUAUAUAUAUAUAUAUAUAUAUAUAUAUAUAUAUAUAUAUAUAUAUAUAUAUAUAUAUAUAUAUAUAUAUAUAUAUAUAUAUAUAUAUAUAUAUAUAUAUAUAUAUAUAUAUUUUUUUUUUUUUUUUUUCAUUAAAGAUAUACAAUACUACUACACCCUUGAUCUGCACAGGCAGAUAAUCACAGUUAGAAAAUUUGUUUCAUGAAAUGACUAUUACAGUGCCUUGUCCUUUGUGAAUGUGUGUGUGUGUGUGUGUGUGUGUGUGUGUGUGUGUGUGUGUGUAUUGCAUUAUGAUGUUCACAUCUGCAUAACAUCGGCUGUCACGUUUGUGGCUCUAUUUUAAGUACUUGUUGCCAUUCCAUUGUGAUUGUAUUUAUAAUUUAUAAAGCAAGUGAAUAUGCUUACACUUGCAUAGCACUGGUUGUUGUUUCUUAGUAGUGAUGGUGACAUCCAUACUUCAUUAGGAAAAAUGGAUUGUCUGCUACAUCAUAAAUUGUAAAUGUGGGAUGUUAAUUAGGUAAAAUGUUACUUGAUGUAAGAGCUUUUGGUAAUAUUUCCUAAAUGUGUUGUGAACACAUCAAAAUGAACAGAAAUGUGGUAUCAUGAUUACCAUUAAUCAUUUAUACCUCAUUCCCCCCUGACACGUGAGAAUCAGUAAUGAUACCACAAUGAUGCUUAUGAUAACAUGGAAUCUAAGGAUUUUGAUAUGAAAUCCAAAGUAUAUCAUUUACCUAUUCAUUGAUCCAUGAAUAUCAUAUUAAAGCAUAAUUUAUUUCCACAAGAUAUUACAGUAACAUAGUAGACACUCAUCACCAGACCAGCUCUGACAGCCUCUGUUGCUGUAGCUGGUCUGUUGGCAGCUCCCCCCCCCACUGACCAUGUUAACCUCUGGAGGGUCAUCCAAAGGCCAUCCAUUCAUGGUGCUGGAAAACAAGAUGGAAAGUAGCUCAUAGAUCAGUGUCCCAGGUUGAAAAGCUUUGUGUGAAUUUUCACACAUAAAGCUGCAUCCACACAAGGAUUCAUGACCAUGCUUUUGCCUGUGCUCUGUUGCCAGAAGCAGAUUUUGGGGCAAGUGAGGGGCAACAGCAUACACUUCUGGUGAUCGAGGCAGAAGGCAUUUUCAGGGUAGGAGUGCAGUUGUAAAAUGCACCCGCAACUGAUAGUCAGGUGACACCCUCACCCUCUCCCUAGGCUGCAAUUCACAGAUGGGAGGACUUAAAGGGGUGGCUAAAUACCUUUUUCUUCCCAAUGUUUUAAUACUACCAUCUGUCAGUUGCAGCAUAAGGCAGGGAAGGUGACCUGCCUCACUUAGGUUGAAGGAAUCACCCACCGGCUAGUAGCCUAUGUCACAGCACACUACCCACUGUAUGAGAGCAAGGGUGUGCACAUUGUGCACAUCAAUUGUACUAUGUUGCAAAAAUUGAACACACUAGUAUCCAUUGCAUACUGAACAUACCUCAUGUUCUUUUUUACUUUGUUCAUUCAGCACUGUCAUUCAAAUGCACCACUAAUCUUUUGUUGUGCAUUGAAUCAACAACAGUCAGUAUUCCUUGUGGAUACUGAGCACAUAAGCAAUACAUUCAAUUCUUAAAGAGUAAAUAUAUAAGCAUGAAAGUUUGAAUUUAUUAAUGCAUCAGUCAAUGUUCAUACUAAAACACAUGAAUAUUGAUAGUCGUGUGGCCUUGGUUGAUUCCCUCCUUUGGUCUGGCCAUUCCUGCCUCGUCUUGGGUGGUGAUAUGUAUGUAGCAUUGGUAUUAGAGUUAUUGUGGGUAGAUGAGUAGUGAUGAUUGAUUUACUAGUUAAACAAUUUAAUACUGCAGCUCUUUUGCAGUAGUAUGAACUAUUAAAAGUUCAUGCAAGAUUUGUUAAGUUUUGUAUUUUUUGUACUCAUUUUGUAGCCAGAGAAGGAACAAAUAAAUUAAUAUAAUAUAAACAUAAUGCCUUCAUUACAUAAAAAUGAUCAAAUAAUUUCCAGACCAUGAUAAUAUAGCCUGGGACUGUUAACAACAACAAAACCAUCGGUUUCAGUUACAGAGCUGAGAUUUACACCAUGGAAACACAAUGCUGUCAAGUAAGAGAUGAGAGUAAGUUACUGAUUUGGUGUUUUAUAUGCAAGGCUGACCAUACUGUUGUCUGUCUAGUGUCUUCAAGUACUCCAGUUGUUCAUUCCAUAGUCCCAGCAGCAUCUUGCUGUAAAGCAGUACUGUCUCCUGUAAAACCAGGAGUUACAUCGCUUCUUUAGAUCUCUGAGACAUGCAAUAUUCCUGUUUCUACAAACUACUUCAAAUUGUAAAUAGUCUAAACAAAGGUUGAAGAUUGGGCUAAGUUAAUAUAACUAAGCAACUGUCAGAAAUAAUCUCAGAGAAAUUACUCUCCAGUUGGCAAUGUGCAGUUUGGAAUUUAAACUCCAGUAUGGUGGCAUGCCUUUGUGAAACACUUCAUUCAUUCAUUUCAUCGACGCUUGCUCCUAGGAGCUCCCACCAGGGGAUGGCCACGGCAGAAGAGCUUCCAACUUUCUCUAUCCAGACACUUCCUCUUUGCCUGUUCAAAGUUUCUCAAAGACCUUUCCCCCCUCUCCCUAACGUACUCUUGCACCCUAUCCCUCCAUUUCACUGGCGUUCAUCCUCUAGCAUUCCCUCCCUCUAUCUCACUCACAUACACCCUUCUGGUCAUCUUACUCUCCUCCAUUCGCUCCAUGUGGCUAAACCACUUUAAAGUCUGUCGCUUCACUUCUCCACCACUCCACACUUCUUCCCUUCACCCCUGUGACACAUUCCAAAAUGCUCGUACACACUUUCAUUACUCAUUCCAUCCAUUCUACUCACACCACAAGCACUCCUCCAAUAACUCAUUUCCACUGCCUGCACUCUAGACCUCUGACUUUCAUUCCAGGCCUGUCUCACUUGCAUAUGUGAGGGUAGGUACUAUUAUUGUAUUUCUUUGUGACACACUUAAAUCAGAGAAGUAGUCUUCAGUUAGCAUUGUGCUAUCUAUUUGAGAUCCAUAGGCUAUCAAUUUCACAUCUUCAUCCAUGUAGUGAAAUGCCCUCCCAUGUUUGUCAGCAGCCCAAAGGUCUUUCCAACAAUCUUAUACAUAUGGUAACAAAUUAUCCUGGACCAACACUUCCAAGUCCUUCUCCACUCUUGUAUUUGUGAUUUGCUCAGUUCACAAUGAAUAGUUCAGUGGCAGCCUCUCAGUACUGUUACCCAUCAUCAAUAAUUUGCAUUUCUUUGCACUCCUUAAUUUUCCAUACCUUGCUCCAUUCAUAACGUCUAUCAAUCUUACUGCAGCAGUUUGUAAUUUUCCGGUUUCUACUUUCCUCAUUAUCUUUGUUUCAUCUGCAAACAGGCUUGUGUAACUUCGUACCCUCCACCAUAUCAUUCUAUUAGUAAAGUUCUGUAAAUUUUCGUGGGGAUGAAAUGAAUUCCUAUAAAUUAAGAUGAAAAGUCUG